CUUUACAGUUAACUUGUCCGUAUCAGAAAAAAAAAAAUUAAAUCUCCAAUUCCAAAAAACAUUGAGUGCAAAAAUCUCAGAUCCAAUCACACUCCACCAAAAUGCUCACCGCCAACUUUACCGCCGUCCUACUCCUCCUCCUCGUCACCUUCUGCUCCGGUCAGACUCCUCCGGCACCAGAACCCAUCGCAGCCGAUGGACCUUCAUCUCCGGCGAACUGUCUAGUAUCUAUGCUAAACGUAUCGGACUGCUUCUCGUACGUUCAAGUGGGAAGCAAUGAGAUCAAGCCUGAAGCUGCUUGUUGCCCUGAGCUUGCUGAUAUGGUUCAAAGCUCGCCUGAAUGCGUUUGUAAUCUUCUCGGCGGUGGCGCGUCGCCGCGUUUUGGAGUUAAGCUUGAUAAGCAAAGAGCUGAGCAACUCUCAACCAUCUGCGGUGUGAAAGCUCCAUCUCCUAGUUUGUGUUCAGUUCUAGGUUUUCCGACGAUAUCCCCAGCCGGAAGUGAAGAUUCAUCAUCUGAAGAUUCAGAAGGGUCAAAGAAAGAUAAGAAAAAUGGUGGUGCGACUUCUAAAGAUUAUGGAGUAGCUUUGAACUCCUUAGCCUUUAUAUUAUUGUUCAUGAUUUUUUCUUUAUUCUGAGAGUUACAUAACUUCACUAGGUGAUCCAGCAUAUAUUCUCGACUAUCUUCUCAUGUGUGUUUCUUAUGGAACUAAGGUUCUAUAUUAUUUUUACACUGUAUGUAGUUUACUGAGCUUAAGUUAUGGAUGUUAUGAAUAAAGAUCUUCCAUAUUUCAAAUACAAAUCAAUGAUGGAAUUGACCAUUGAA
Molecule: messenger RNA, 823 nt
Organism: Camelina sativa (false flax)
Lineage: Eukaryota; Viridiplantae; Streptophyta; Magnoliopsida; Brassicales; Brassicaceae
Product: non-specific lipid transfer protein GPI-anchored 12-like
Source: RefSeq, a predicted model, not a curated record